AUGGUGGUCAAGUUUGACUAUCACCACAAGGUACAUUCAGUCAUUUUAAUUGUUUAUUUAGAUGACAAAUAGUUAUAAAAGUGUAAUUAUCUGAUUAGUUAUAUUUAGAAGGUUUUUAUUUUGUUUUGAAAUCAUUUUUGAUGACCAAGGGUCAAAAUUAGUGUGAAAAUAUUUGUAUUUUUUGGUUGUCCAGUGUACUGGACAAUGUGCAUUUAUGGCAUAACCUCAUGGCAUUCUGUUGUGUAAUAGGAUGUUCAUUUGUUUGUGUAUUUCAACUGAAAAAAGACAAGUUUUGUGGUUUUAAUUUAAUAUUUAUGUGAUUGUAUACAUUAAGGUCAUUUUAUGGGUCCCAAAGGCAUCAAGGAACUAUUUUGCCAGUCCCAAAUGCAGACAUAGGUAGAGAUGAAAGCUCUUCAGAUGAAGGAAGUGAUUCUAAGGAAGAGCCAGCUGUCGAGUCUGACAAAUAAUCGAUUCAAUCCUCAUCAGGUAAUCAUCAAAAUUUUAGUAUUGUAAACCUUUGAAUGUAACCCCCCCCCCCCCCAUGUAUUCAACCACAAUAUUCACAAAAUCUCAGACCUUUCUGAAUAUAAGCCCACCACAAUAAGCCCUUCUGUGCAUAAGUCGAUGGGCUUAUCAUUGGGCAACAGUGCAGAUGAAUAACAAUAGUUACAUUGCAGUAUUAUAAUAUGUUUUAUUAUGUUUAUUUCUUUUUGUUCAUGAUAUAGUUUACAGGUACAAUAAAAAUUACUAACACCAAAAGUUGUCUGUAUAUAAGUGUCCCCAGUGUGUAAGUAAGAUGUUUCGGGCAUUCUGUUCUCGCAGCCUUUGAAGUAGUGAGGACAUUCACAAACCGUCGUCUUUUAUUUUUCCACCCCAGAGUAUCUGAUUCAGACACAGAACAACAAGAUGUUGACUUAUCAAAUGAUAUUGAUGAUCAAAUAAAAUGGUUACGCAAAGCCAAAGGUAGUUGGAUUGUUUCAAGAGAAUCCAAUAUUGAUGAAAAGAAUCUGACACUGAAUCCAAAAUUUAGUGACACAGUGACCAAAAAUAGUCGACCCAUAGAAUUUUUCGGGUUAUUCGUAACAAGUGAAUUACUAGAGAUGAUCUUGCACCAAACCAAGUUGUACGCAACAACGCAAGCCAUCAACAACAGUAACGGUAUCUGA
This is a messenger RNA of Paramuricea clavata, 1166 nucleotides long. The record is from the annotation of a GenBank genome assembly. NCBI's taxonomy places the organism in Eukaryota, Metazoa, Cnidaria, Anthozoa, Malacalcyonacea, Plexauridae.